Molecule: messenger RNA, 2373 nt
Organism: Fusarium oxysporum Fo47
Lineage: Eukaryota; Fungi; Ascomycota; Sordariomycetes; Hypocreales; Nectriaceae
Product: Zn(II)2Cys6 transcription factor domain-containing protein
Exons: 2
Coding region: 1-2373 (790 amino acids)
Biological process (GO): regulation of DNA-templated transcription
Molecular function (GO): DNA-binding transcription factor activity, RNA polymerase II-specific; zinc ion binding
Source: RefSeq, a predicted model, not a curated record
AUGGUCAGGCUGUAUUCUCACGCUCCAGCACCCGCACGGGUGAAUAAGACGGAUAUCACACGGAGCAGAAAUGGAUGCGCCCGAUGUCGCAGCAAGAGAAGAAAGUGUGAUGAGAAAAGGCCCCUCUGCAGCCGCUGCAUAUCAGCCGGAACCGACUGCGAAUAUACCUCGAUGGCCCUUAAAUUCCGAGAGGCCACACAAUGGGCCGCCGAUAAAGUUGACCAUCGCAUUGCAAGCCUUUCAUCUAACGACAGGCGUUGUUCAAGACAAGUCCGAAGCUCUCCUCCAAACAGAACGCCUCCUACACAUGUACAUCUACGAAAAACUUCUCGGGCAGUCGAUACGUCGUGUAAUGAGCAGUCUCAGUCUCACUCUCCGCCUCUACAAACUGCCUCACGUCUGACAGAGCAGCAAUGUGAUGAUACGAUCAUGGCUGCGACUGGUUCCACGACGAGCAAUAAUAGCGGUGCUUGGGAGCAUGUCUUGUACAAUCAGAGCCUCGAGCUAGGUAAUUCGGAUGCCAACACCGAUUAUUUUGACUUCGACAUGGGAAUGGGCCAGUUGGGUUGUCCAGACAGUGAUUUCAUUGACGAUUUUGUCGGGAUCCAGUUCAACAUGGACGAUAUAAGUAUGGCGCAACUUCCAUGGGAGCCCCCAAUAUCCCAACCUGAACAACCAUUGAGAGAACAGCAGACGGAGGAGGGUCGAGAAAAGAGAGCUGUCACUGCCACCGCAACUCUACCUCAAGUUCAACAAAUAACGCCAGGUCUCGCUAUAGACCAACAUUCAACUCCCUCACCAUUGCCUAUGAUCACCCAGUGUCAACUACCAUCACCAGAUGAUUCUCAGACCUGCCAUUCGGCUGCCAGUAUAGGUUCAAUCCAUCUAUCCCGGCCAACACAGCCAUCGACUAUCAAGAUCGUACCUGGCGAUAGACUCUACCUGGCCCACUUCAGAAUCACCAUCGUUAAGGCGUUUCCAGUGCAGCCUACCUAUCUAUGGAGCUUGGUUCUGAAGUGUAAGCCGCUAUACCGCGCCGCACUAGCCCUUGCAGCAGCGAACCUCGCUAAUCUUUAUGGGAGGCAUUCCAACGACGGCACCUGGAUCCCUAUGCCUACGCAUUUCAACAAAGCAACUGUGUUUCUCGAGCAGAGUAAGGCCUCGUUGGAAUCUGGCUCAGCAGCGUCACCGCCAUUGCAGGCUCGUCUGAUUACCAUGUUCUUGAUGGAAUACUAUGAACUAGAGUGUGGUUCCAUCAGUAGCGUAUGGCAGACGCUGUCCGUUCUCGAUACUGCUUUCCUGACGCAACAGGACAUUGUCUUGUCGUUACCUGAAUCAGAUAUUCUCUUCCAAUGGUGGCUGCAUCUUCGAUCCUUCGCCACUUGGCCCCGAGUUCCGUAUCACGUUUGCGUCGCCGAGCAUCCCACAGGAUCACUAAUUAGGAGCUUGGAGACAAGAUUCUUGACAGCUUCCCAAAUGAUCAACAUCGUAGGUACAAAAGCCGAACAUAUAUGGUGGAGAAUCCUAAUUGUUAAAUGUUUUGGCAAUUCUGGCGAGACCACACCUCAAGUGCUGAACACGUUCAAAGACUGGUUUGCAAUCCUGAAAGGGAACCUCGUUGAGCAUGGAGAUCAGACUCCUGUAAUGUUUAUGGAUGAUACCGGAACUCACGACGAGCUCAAGGAGCUCAGAAUAACCCUGUUGAGUUGCGUACCCCCUGAGGAUUUCCAUUCAGAGUUACUGGCGGAGUGUCAAGGCCAGGACACGGACAGUUCAUACGACCUCGAACCUUUGGUCCUUUCUAGUCAUGGUCGGGCAAUGGAGAUGGCUGAAUAUGCAUUUGCGCAGAUACUGUGCGAUUCUGGCCUACUCAGAAGAUUAUUAGAUCCUACAACGAACAACAAGCGACAAUUUCCCAAGCAAGAGUCAAUGGUCGCCGAAAAGCACCAUUCUUGGGCGAGACUGAUAGCGCGUAUUGCGCUCGGCUUGGACUUAUCCAGAUGUGCCAAGGAAAACAACUUCCGGAGAGGCAUACUCCAUUUUUUGUUUUGCGCUGGCCUCAUGAUACCGGGCAGUGUGUCGUAUGACCUGAUUGAGCACAUUGUUAAGGGACUGAUGGAUACGCAUGCUAAAUCAGAGGGGCCGUUUUAUCCCUUGCACGGUUUCAUGCCUUUUAUACAGACUAUUAGACAAGAGUCGAGAAAAGGGCGCACUAUCUUCCUGGCUUGUAUGACGCAUGAUGAGUGGGCGUCCAAGGACAGCUUAUUCUCCACUGCUGCGGGAGCGCACAUGAUAGCAUUUGGCCGUGAGGAUAAUGGCCAAUAUUUCGGCGAUCUAGUACCUAUUGCUGAGGUGCCAACUCUACAACUUUAA